AUGUGGGGAUCUAGGCAUGGAUGGGCCGACCGUGUUUUCUUUUUAAAAGUCAGCGUGCGCUUUGAGCACUCGGAUGGCACCUAUUUUGUGCCUUGCAGGAAGCUUGCUUUCUGCUUGUUACGUGGCAUCUGGGAAAUGUCCCCACACUUUUGGAGUAUCCAGCUCCUGAGGCGGCGGGUCAUGUUGGUCUUAAAUCAGUUCCUGCUUCUCGAGCUCAGCGAGACGGGGUGGCUUAUCGGCUUGGUUGUCAAAGAAAUCUUAACAUUUCUUCAUUUCUCUUGGAAGGAGUCUAAAGCUACCUACCUGGAAGACCUCCCACCUCCCCCUGAGUAUGAAUUGCCUCCAUCCAAGUUAGCAGAGGAAGUGGAUGAUGUUUAUCUGAUUCGAGCUCAAGGAUUACCAUGGUCGUGCACUGUCGAAGAUGUGCUUAGCUUUUUUUCAGACUGCAGAAUCCGCAAUGGUGAGAAUGGAAUACACUUCCUCUUAAAUAGAGAUGGGAAACGAAGAGGUGAUGCCUUAAUUGAAAUGGAGUCAGAGCAGGAUGUGCAGAAAGCCUUAGAAAAGCACCGCUUGUACAUGGGGCAGCGGUAUGUGGAAGUAUAUGAGAUAAACAAUGAAGAUGUGGAUGCCUUAAUGAAGAGCCUGCAGGUUAAAUCUUCCCCUGUGGUAAAUGAUGGUGUGGUUCGCUUGAGAGGACUUCCUUAUAGUUGCAGUGAGAAAGACAUUAUAGACUUCUUUGCAGGACUGAAUAUAGUAGACAUUACUUUUGUGAUGGACUAUAGAGGGAGAAGAAAGACAGGAGAAGCCUAUGUGCAGUUUGAAGAACCAGAAAUGGCCAACCAAGCCCUAUUGAAACACAGGGAAGAAAUCGGUAACCGAUAUAUAGAGAUAUUUCCAAGCAGAAGGAAUGAAGUUCGAACACAUGUUGGUUCUCAUAAGGGAAAGAAAAUGGCAUCUCCUACUGCUAAGUAUAUAACUGAGCCAGAUGUGGUCUUUGAAGAACAGGAAGUAAAUGAGGAUAUUCGACCUAUGACAGCUUAUGAAAGUGAGAAGGAAAUUGAAUUGCCUAAGGAGAUAUCAGAAAAGCUUCCGGAGCCUGGUGAUUUUGGAACUACAUCUUCACUACACUUUGUUCAUAUGAGAGGAUUGCCUUUCCAAGCCAAUGCCCAAGACAUUAUAAACUUUUUUGCUCCACUGAAGCCUGUUAGAAUCACCAUGGAAUACAGUUCCAGUGGGAAGGCCACUGGAGAAGCUGAUGUGCACUUCGAUACCCAUGAGGAUGCUGUUGCAGCUAUGCUCAAGGAUCGGUCCCACGUUCAGCAUAGGUAUAUUGAAUUGUUCCUGAAUUCAUGUCCAAAGGGAAAAUAAGACUUCUAGGGACUCCAGAUAAUAAGGAUGAAGCAAGAAGCAUUUCAUUUGCACAUCUUUCUUGGAUAUGGGAUAUACAGUUCCAGUGUUUUAGCAGCAACUGUUAGAGAAAAGAUAUGGGGGUCUUGGAUUAAUUGCUUAAGAAAAAUUCCAUAGUGGACUGUUUAGAAAGAAAAAGGAAAGAUUCAGUUUGGAAUUAAAUAAAUCACAAAUUUAAAUUUUGUUUAAAACUGUCUAGGAUAGGAUCUGAUUUACAAAUCUGGUCAUUAUUUUAUGAUUAAAUAAUUUGUUUUCAUAGAGAUUGUUAUCCAAUGUAAAGACUGCAUAUUUUUAUUCAGCACUGUCAUUUAAAAUCUUCCUCCCAUUUUAAAAAUGAUUUUUUUGAGAGCUCUGAUAUAAAACUUCCUAUGGAAUAAAAUACUGAUUUAUUUUAACCAAAUACUCACCAAAGCAAAGAAAGGUUUCAGACCUUUGAAUCAUUAUGAUUUGGUAGAGUAGUUAUAAUUUUAGGUGUAUUGAUGACUUAAGGGGUAGGAAUGUAAAAAAAAAAAAAAAGAUUCAAAACAAAAAAACAAAUACCACUGGUUAGUAUAAUGGACAACUUAUUCGGCAGUGUCACAUCUUUAGAAAUGUUUGGCCUUUCUAAGCUUGUGCUACUGGCAUUUAACAUAGUGCCUGUGUGCUUUAGGAGGGAAUUCUAGUCUCAACUUAAAAGUUGUCUGAACACAUCCCCAUCCCCUGACCCCCUUUUUUGGUUUUGGGUAAACAUUAGGGGUGUUAGUCUCAAAACUGUGAAGUGACAUCUCAAAACAGUCCCUACUGGUAAGGAUCUUAAUGGCUUCACUUGAAUUUAAACCAGCUCCAGAUAGGAAAAAACCUAAGUCCCUUCAUUUGCUUUUUCAGUGGGGUAGCACAUCCCAUAUUUUAGAACAAGUAGGGGUGCCUUGCUUAAAUAAAAAUAGCAUUUAAUGUAUAAUUGUGUGAAGGGUUUAUGGAUAAAGCUGUACUAAUGUCACAUUGUGGCAGUACAUUCUGCUUUCAUAUUAAAUAGCUUGUUAUUUAAAUAUUGGAUCAAAAUGGCUGGCUUGAAAAUGUAGUCAUUAAUAAACUAAUUUUAUGUGCACCUGUGUAGGAGAAUCAAAGUCCUGUAUACUUUCUUUACCUUGUUCCUGUUCUCAGGGUCACUACUGCUAUGUAGUUACCAAGAGAUGCAAUUCUAGAUCUUAAAAUCGAAUUAGUCCAGAUUUUUGAGAGGUGAUAUUUGGAAGAGAGAUUAUGUCUUCUCUCACUCAGUACAUAACCAUCUUUGACUACCAGCUAAGAUACAAAAUCACUGUACUGUAAAUAGUUAAUAAAUGAAAGCUUGGUUCAGGCAGAUUACCUAAGAGUAUUUAUUUUGGAGUGUGUGGAUAAACCAAAUAUAUUUUUAUUACAUCAAGUCCUGGUAUAUUAUUAUAAGGAGACAUGAUUGACUUUUAGUUGUGUUUGUCAUCCGGUAAGAACAUGACUUACCCGGUUUAACAGCUUCAGCGUUCCUACUUAGAUGGAAAUAUGUUUUCAUAUAUGUGUUCUGAGCUGUGCAAACCGGUCUCUAGCUGUAUGAUCUGCUAGAAUGUGGUCUUUUCUCUCUCCCUUUAGCAGUAGGCAUCCAGUUUGCUAUGGAAAAAAUCUGUAGGGUUUUUUGGGAUUGGGGAUGGUGAGGAAUUAAUUCAUUUGCAAUUACUUUAUUUUGGAGCUAAUGAAUUUCAUUUGCAUAUCCCUGGGAAAAGAAAGAGCAAAAGCCUUAAAGUGUUGUGUGGUGGGUAAGCUGGAAAGGGUGUGUCUUCCUGCCACACUAGUGGCUGAGUUCUCUUUAAAAAGGUGGCCAUUCUUGGGAAGUCUUAUGAAUUCAUAUACUUUUCCUAGCCUCCCUUUAGCAAGUUACUGCUCAUAAUUUAGGCUACUAAAUGAAUACUUGCUGAGAAGGCAGGUGUCAAAAAGCAUGUGUAAAAUCGCGUGAUAGAAUAAAAGUGAUCUUUUAUUUCUACCCAAUCAAAAGACAUAUUUCUCUUUCCCCAAAUUUGAUAAAACUGGGUUGUUUGUCAUCAAUUGCUAUUGAAAUAAGUAAUGACUGAGAUUUUCUCUUCUAUUUGUGUCUUUAUAUUCUCCUUUGUGGGAAAGCUAUCAAAAUUGCCAGAUUGGCUAUGGCUGGGUUACCCAUAUACUGCUUUAGUUAGCUACUUCUUAAGGAGCUGUAAGGGAGGACUCUGAUAAGGAACCUUAUCGAAGUGUAGGUUUUUGUGUAGAUCCCAAGGAGGAAAUUGCUAGAUUGUGAUCUGAUCUGAGAUACUCACUGAUGCCAGAGAAGGAAGCAGAACCCAGAGUAUUUGUCCCUCUCUGCCUGGGUGAAGGCGGCCUAUGCCAGGUGGGAGGGAGACGGGGUGAACUAUGGAGCGGAAGUCUGAAGCCUGGACACAUCUGCAGGGUGGGGAGGAAGCAGCAGGAGAAAGCACUUCCAUCUACAUGACAUUUGGAGGCAAGGGCCCUGCGUAUUAGUCAACAUGCCCUAUUGGCAUCUGCCCUGAACCAUCCCUCAGCAGAUUCUCAUUUGGGGAUUUUUCUUGGGUUACAUCCUAUUCAUUUUACAAUUUAAAACAUUUUGUUUUCACAGUUUCCCCUAAAUCAUGUGAAAGGGUUUAUAUUCAAUUGGUAGGACACAUUAUAGAGCAGAAUGGUAUUUCAGCUAAGAGGCAGGCCUAAGUUCCAUUGCCUUUCAAAAAAAAUAGCCCUAAUGUGGUAGGAAUGGACUUUUCCCUCCGGAUUCUGCAGAUUAGAAGAUACUCUUUGAAGUUUGUACGAAGGGAAUAAAGCUGCUAUGAACAGUCGUGUAGGUUUUUGUGUGUACAUAAUAUUUCAACUCAUUUGGGUAAAUGCCAAGGAGUGGGGUUGCUGGCUCAUAUGGUAAGACUGUUUAGUUUUAAUAAGAAAUGCUAAACUAGCUUCCAAGGCGGCUGGCUGUACCAUUUUACAUCCCUACCAGCAAUGAGUGCCAGUUCCUGUAGCAGCUCAUCCUUGUCAGCACUCGGUGUUCUCAAUGUUUUGAAUUUGAGCUAUUGUAAUAAGUGUGUCGUAUCUUGUUUUAAUUUGUGAUUCCAUAGUUUCAUAAGAAGUUGAGAAUCUUUUAACAGAUUUGAAUCUGCAUAUUAUCUUUAGUGAAGUGUCUGUUCAGAUCUUUUGCCCAGUUUUUUAGUUGGGUGGUUUUCUUCAUUUUAGGAAGGGGAUAUAAGAGGGUUUUAUCUGGUGUUUAAAUCUUGAUGAUAUGAAAAAUAAACAAGAUAAUUUUUAAA
Molecule: messenger RNA, 4694 nt
Organism: Myotis brandtii (Brandt's bat)
Lineage: Eukaryota; Metazoa; Chordata; Mammalia; Chiroptera; Vespertilionidae
Gene: GRSF1
Product: G-rich RNA sequence binding factor 1
Exons: 10
Coding region: 1-1368 (455 amino acids)
Biological process (GO): regulation of RNA splicing
Cellular component (GO): nucleoplasm; ribonucleoprotein complex
Molecular function (GO): RNA binding
Source: RefSeq, a predicted model, not a curated record